AUGGCUCCUGUGCUUGUGUCCUUCGCUGUCGUGCUUCUUGUUUUUCUUGCCCUUCGCCUCAGACGUAAGAAGGGCACACCGUUCCCCGGUCCCCCGCCUGCUCCCGUCCUUGGCAAUCUGUUGCAACUGCCGACGACGAAGGUCUGGGAGAGGCUCAAUGAGUGGGGCUUGACGUAUGGCGCUAUCUACCAGAUCCACCUCUUCUCCACUCCCCUCCUCGUCCUCAACACCGCCGAGGCCGGCCGCGAGCUCCUCGAUGCCAAGUCCGUGCUCUACUCUAACAGGCCCUUGCCCAAGAUCAUCGAGAUGACUGGCUUCGAUAAGGGCGUCGUCCUCGAGCACGACCCUCUCCGUCUGCGUCAGGCCAGGAAGCUUUUGCACUCGGUGCUCCAACCGAGACAGCUUUCGUACUAUCGUGCGGUGUUGGAGCACCACGUCAACGUCCUGCUGCACAACUGUCUGCACGAGCCGGACGGCUUCGUCGAGCACAUCCGGCAGCUGACCGCGGGCAUCGCGAUGGAGAUCUCGCACGGCCACCGCGUCACGUCUCGGGACGACCCGUUCGUCAGAAAAGCAAACGUCUUCGCGGACAACUUCGCGGAAGCCAGCUUGCCGAACAACCACAUCGUCGAUUGGCUGCCGUUCCUGGCCAACUUCCCAGGGUGGCUACCUGGGAUGGGCUUCAAGGAGAAGGCGCGCAGGUAUCGCGAGCAGUACUGGUCGCUCGCGGAGGAGGGUCAUCAGAUGGUCAAGGACGACAUAGCCAACGGCCUCGCUCGCCCAUCGCUGACUUACAAGGCGCUUGUCGAGGGCAAGCCUGGUGACGUCCCAGACGACGUGAUUGCGUUCACCGCGACUCAGGUGUAUACCGGCGGAGCCGAUACGACAGUCUCCACCUUGUCCUCGUUCAUCCUCUUCAUGGUCAAACACCCGGAGGCCCAGAGGAAGGCCCAGGAGGAAGUCGACCGUGUCAUUGGCUCGGAUCGCCUGGCUUCCUUCGCCGACCGCGAGAGCCUCCCGUACGUCGACGCUGUCAUCGCAGAAGUACUGCGUCUCCGGCCACCGGUCAGCGUCGUCACCCGCGAGGCCGGUCAGGACGACAUCCACAACGGCUACCUCGUGGAGAAAGGAACGAUCAUACUCGUGAACUUCUGGGGCAUGCUGCGGGCCGAGGAACACUACCCCGACCCUCACUCGUUCCAGCCGGAACGCUGGCUCGGGAAGGACCACAGCGACCCGACGCACCCCUUCAACGUCGCGUUCGGCUUCGGAAGACGCUCAUGCCCCGGACAACACCUGGCCGAGGAACUCGUCUUCACAACCGUCGCCCGUAUCCUCGCGCUGUUCGAUAUCGCGCCAAUCAAGGACGAGCACGGCAUCCCUGUCAUCCCAUCGGACGACAGCACGAACGGCGGCAUCACAUUUCCCGUUCCGUUCCGCUGCUCGAUCCAGCCCCGCUCGGCUCGCGCCAGGGAGGUGCUGGAGGGGCUUGAGCACGAGUCGUGAGGGAGCCUUGAGUGCUGGCCUGAUCUUCGGGAAUUUGCUGUCAUCAUGUAACUUAUCUUGCAUACGCUGUCGCUCGUGCGAAAUAGGAAUACCGC
Messenger RNA from Dichomitus squalens LYAD-421 SS1, 1601 nucleotides. RefSeq names its product cytochrome P450. Lineage: Eukaryota; Fungi; Basidiomycota; Agaricomycetes; Polyporales; Polyporaceae. The transcript is spliced from 11 exons. The record is from RefSeq and is a predicted model, not a curated record. Bases 1 to 1506 code for a protein of 501 amino acids. Gene Ontology annotation, molecular function: oxidoreductase activity, acting on paired donors, with incorporation or reduction of molecular oxygen; iron ion binding; monooxygenase activity.